Molecule: messenger RNA, 306 nt
Organism: Symbiodinium sp. CCMP2456
Lineage: Eukaryota; Dinophyceae; Suessiales; Symbiodiniaceae
Source: the annotation of a GenBank genome assembly
AUGUCGCUUCCGAAGUACAAGGUGGUCCUGGUCGGCGACCAGUCCGUCGGAAAAACCGCGGUAGUAGUGCGAUAUCUGAAAAACACGUUCGAAGAAAAGGCGGAGGCAACUAUCGGCAUGGACUUCCAGACCAAGACUGUGCAGCUGCUGAGUGGUAGUCAGAUACGUCUUCAGCUUUGGGACACGGCGGGUCAGGAGAGGUUUCGCAGCUUGGUCAACGGCUACAUCCGUGAUGCAGCUGCAGCUGUUGUUUGUUACGACGUGACCAAUCGCCAAUCCUUCGACAGCACCACGCAAUGGAUCGAG